Messenger RNA from Triticum dicoccoides, 2349 nucleotides. RefSeq lists its product as uncharacterized. The record is from RefSeq and is a predicted model, not a curated record. Lineage: Eukaryota; Viridiplantae; Streptophyta; Magnoliopsida; Poales; Poaceae. The transcript is spliced from 3 exons. The coding region runs from base 317 to 901 and encodes 194 amino acids.
UACUGCACGCGUGCUGUAGCUGCUAGGAUCCAUCGUUCAUUUUAAUCCAAUGGCUCAAUCGCUGUGUGACAAAUCUCGCACCGGCCACUCAUAAAAAAAUAAAAAAGACCCACACGCCACACUGUUCGCCUCUCUCUGUCUUAUCUCCUUCCUCUAGAGAGGUCUGGCCACUGUUAUUCCCCAACGCAAGCUAAUCCGGUCAGCCUGUACUGCUCCGGCGAUGCAUUUUCCUUCAUAGGCUCACCUCUUUGCGCUGCUUCUUAUCCAUCCCCGUGCCCCAUGGCUUCUACCGGCUGCUGCAAGGAAUGGCCGGGGGAUGAAGGUGUUGCGCGAAUCGACCUGGGACGCUGCUGCCGCACAACGGCGAGCUCAACGAGCCCGACGACGACGGCAAGCAGCGACCUGGAAGGGGAGGAGGGGCAUGCCUGGGCCGCCGCGCUUCCUCGACCGCUGUGACACCCUCCAUGAUGGGCGCCCCAAGAUUCUUCGGCCGCAGGAAGCGUCUGGCGGCAGCGGCGCGUCUCCGGCCAAAUCCGGUCAAAUCCAAUGGAAAAACAGCCCUCCUGCCCGGCCAAGCGACCAAGCUCCAAUAGCAGAACCCAAUGGUCGUCACGCAGCAGAUGCUGUCCAACCAAGUUUGUGUUUCCACAUUGCUUCUUAUGGCAUUGAAAGCGUCUUCAAAGGCUUCCUCUUCCUCAUACUUGUACAUGCAAGCACUGAAAUCAGCAAGUACAUUUGGUCCAUCCUCGUCUUUUUUCUUAUGAGCUUCACCAUACAUCAAGUCCCUUUGUCGCCUGGUUCGCAAGUGGUUCUUGCGAUCACGACAUGUGUAGCCAAGGUUCAGUGGACCACCAACUUGUCGACUUGCAAACUCAUGGGCUUUUCUCGGUACAAUUCCUGAAUCAUCUGCUGUUUCAAUUUCAAAUGCUUGCAAGGCUGAAAUCUUCCUCCGUGAUGGCAUCAAGUGGCUUGUCCCAGGUAAUUGCAAGACAUGGUUGUGUUCAACAACUAACUCAUGCACCUCAUAAUUUCGUGCUUCUCGGUCUAUAGUAAUUCCCAUUCGAACAUUGCAGCCGGUCCUUGUUUCUGCACGAGGACGCUUUGUAUUAUUAUCCCUUUUGUCUUUUCUUCUGUAGCCCUCAUUGGAACAAACAUAUCUUGCUGAGGUGAUUACUCCAUCGAGUUUGCUCUUGUUUUCAUAAUUUAUCCUUACAUCAAAACCAAUAUGACCUCCAUAACAUGUCCAAAAGUUCCAAGCCUCUUUUGUGGAAUUGAAUUUCAUACCAAUCUGAGGCAUCCAACUAGGAACCACAUUUGUCCUGUAAAAGUUACACAUAACUUAUUUGUUUGUAUGUUUACACUACAAUCAUAAGGUGAUAUAACCUGAGAAUUUAACAAAAUUGUCGGUACCUGUUAGCAUCCUCAUUACAGCUAGUCAUAUUCUCCAUUAGACUUUCUCUUCGUUUUUGUUGCUAGGAGAAGGACAACAAAAGGGAGACCAUCUGCAUUAAUCUCCUGUCAUGUUUUGGAAAUCCCAGGACUUGAUGAGCAAAUCAUCUGUCUUACAAGCAAAUAUUUGAAUACAUUCAUGCAUUUUAUCUUGAGCUUGUCCAAAACAAUUGAGAUCACUUCUAUUAAAUUUUUUUCACUCUAACAUAAUCUAAAAGAUGCAGAAAAUAAGUUUUGCAUCUUGCCCUUAUCAUCCUCCAUUAAGAAAAUAGUAGCAUAGCAAACUCAAUCUACAAAUUGUGUGCCUUGAGAACAUGAAUACAAUCAGAGCAUAUGUCACAUACCUUCAGAUUAAUUGUCUUCUUUUUUGUUGCUAGGAGAAUCUUUAUCGCCUACGGAUCAGCUUGCCUUGGUUUCGCUCUGAACAUGAAGGACGAUCAGAAGAAAGAUAUGGCAAAAGGGAGUUGAUCUGUGCCGGGGUUCGUCUCCUUAGCUUGCCUUGGUUGCGCUCGGAACAUGGAGGACAAUCAGAAGAAAGAUAGGGCAAAAGGGAGUUGAUCUGCGCCACGUACAGAUCACCGGUCAACAUACAGAUCACAGAUCAACGUACCUUUGUCAUAUUAUUUUACAAGGACGAACAGGAGGAACGAGGAAGAUGAGCGGGACAAAGGCAAAGAGAUCGCUGUUUGGCGCCAAGGAGGUUAUCAGGGUGUGUUUUGUUUGGCGCCAGGUUCUGUUUGGCGGCAAUCCUGCAGCCGUACGAGAUUUUCUACCACAUAAUUAGCUGUUUGUUUCCAUUUAUUAACAGAAUCAAGUGGGGGUAAUGAGAGCCGUCAGAUUUAAAUGGAUGGCUGAUGUGGGUUGGUACAGUACCCGUGCAGUAAUAACGUGACUGCAGAG